AUGGCGCUCCACGACGAGGCGCUGUCCGUGUUCCGCCGCCUGCCGGUGCUGCCGGCGCUGCCCGCCUGCAACGCGGUCCUCGACGUGCUCGUGAAAGCCCACAAGUUCGACCGCGUCUGGAGGCUGUUCGAUGAAAUGCUACGCCGGGGGAUGGUGCCCAGCGUUGUGACCUACAACACGCUCAUCAACGCUUGCCGGCACGAGGGUGCUGUGGCGAAGGCUUGGGAGGUCUGGAAUCAGAUGGUGGCGAGACGGAUUGAUCCGAAUGUGGUCACGUACUCGACGAUGAUUUGCGCGCUUUGUGAAGAGGGCUGCAUCGGCGAGGCUGAGCGGCUCUUCUUUGCCAUGAAGGAAACAGGGAUGCAGCCUAACCAUUACACGUACAAUGCACUGAUGAGCAGCCACUGCAAGAUAGAUGGUGCCAACCGGGCACUUGCGCUGUACCAGGAACUGCUGAAGAGUGGUCUUGUUCCCAAUGCGGUCAUCUUUACAACGCUAAUUGACGGGUUUUUCCAGGCGGGCAGAAUAAGUGAUGCGAAAAAUACUUUUCUUGACAUGCACAGGUAUGGAGUUGCUCCCACUGUGCCCGUGUACAACAGUUUGAUUGAUGGAGCUUUCAGGUCUGGUGAUGCACAAGAAGCAUUAACGGUUUACCAGGACAUGACUCGCCUAGGUUUGCAACCAGAUGAGUUCACCUGCAGCAUAGUUGUAAGAGGCCUCUGCGAUGGAGGUCAAGUGCAGGUAGCGGCCAGGUUUCUUGAAAUCUUGCAGCAAUCUGGUACUUACCUUAAUGCUGCUGCAUACAACACACUAAUUGAUGAGUACUGCAAGGAUGGAAAUCUAGAGGAAGCCCUGGCAACAUGCACAAAAAUGAGCGAGGUUGGAAUUGUGCCCAAUGUGGUGACAUACACCUCCUUGAUAGAUGGACAUUCAAAGAAAGGAAAGAUGGAAGUAGCAAUGGCUAUAUACACAGAGAUGAUAGCCAAAGGGGUUGAACCUAAUGUUUUGACAUAUACGGCUCUGAUUCAUGGCCAUGCCAAGGAUGGUGACAUCGAUGCUGCGUUUAGGUUACAGAAGGAGAUGACGGGGAAAGGCAUUUCUCCCAAUUCAAUCACAGUGUCGGUUCUUGUUGAUGGUCUGUGCAGAGAGAAUAGGGUUCAAGAUGCAGUCACUAUCGUCCUAAAGUACUCAGGGCAGAAGAAGCAUGGUGACAUUCGUUCCUGCUUUUCGAACUCUACAACUGAGGAACACCAUUCAAUCCCAAACAGUGUGACAUAUAUGACCCUGAUAUAUGGUCUUUAUCUAGAUGGCCAAUACCAUGAAUCUGGUAAGUUCUUCUCUUGCAUGAGAGAAUCUGGUAUGGUGCCUGAUAGCUUCACGUAUUCACUACUGAUUCGGGGACAAUGCAUGUUUGGCUAUGUCUUAAAUGCCAUGAUGCUCUAUGCUGAUAUGGUCAAGGUCGGUGUUAAGCCCAUGAGACAUGCCACAGUCUGCCCUGAGAUCUGGUCAAGGGAUUCACCAAAUGGUCUCAAAACUCAAACGUGA
Molecule: messenger RNA, 1545 nt
Organism: Lolium rigidum
Lineage: Eukaryota; Viridiplantae; Streptophyta; Magnoliopsida; Poales; Poaceae
Product: pentatricopeptide repeat-containing protein At5g61400
Exons: 1
Coding region: 1-1545 (514 amino acids)
Molecular function (GO): protein binding
Source: RefSeq, a predicted model, not a curated record